AUGUCUCAAUACCCCCACAUCCUUCUGCGCGCUGAGGAGAAGCCCCUCGAGCACCGAUCUUUCUCUCCCUCAAUUAUCAAGACUCUUGUCGACGCCGGAUACCCAGUCUCUGUCGAGCGAUCAUCUACAGACCCUAAGUUCAAGCGCAUCUUUGAGGACUCCGAAUAUGAGGCUGCUGGUGCGCGCCUCGUCAACGAGGGCACUUGGCCCAACGCCGAAGCCGGAACCUUGAUUCUUGGCCUCAAGGAAAUUCCUGAGGACGACUUUCCUCUCAAGAACGACCACAUUUCAUUUGCCCAUUGCUACAAGAACCAAGGUGGAUGGGAAAAGGUUCUCGGCCGCUUCCCUCAAGGAGGCAGCGUUCUAUACGAUUUAGAGUUCCUUGUUGAUGAGCAGGGCCGCCGAGUUUCUGCUUUCGGUUUCCACGCUGGAUUCGCUGGCGCUGCGCUCGGUAUCAAGACCCUUGCCCACCAGCUCCAGGACCCCUCCUCCAAGCUCCCCUCAGUGGAGACCUUCACCGAUGGUCGUGGAUACUACCUAAACGAGGAGGAGCUCGUUAACCAGAUCCGAGAAGAUCUUGCCAAGGCCGAGAAGUCUCUUGGACGCAAGCCCACUGCUCUCGUCCUCGGUGCUCUUGGGCGAUGUGGUAAGGGUGCUGUUGACCUGUUCCUCAAGGCUGGCAUGCCCGACGAGAACAUCACCCGCUGGGACUUGAACGAGACCAAGGACCGAGAUGGUCCUUAUGAGGAGAUUGCUCAGGCUGAUGUCUUCCUUAACGCUAUCUACCUUUCCAAGCCCAUCCCUCCUUUCAUCAACGAGGAACUUCUCGCCAAGACUGGCCGCAACUUGGCCGUUGUUAUCGAUGUCUCCUGCGACACCACCAACCCUCACAACCCCAUCCCCAUCUACUCUAUCAACACCACAUUCGAGGAGCCCACCGUCCCCGUCGAGAUCAAGAACGACCAGAACUCUCUCCCUCUAUCAGUUAUUAGCAUCGACCAUCUCCCCUCAAUGCUGCCCCGUGAGGCUAGUGAGGCCUUUAGCGAGGGCCUCAAGGAGUCUCUCCUUACACUCAAGGACCGCAAGACUUCGCGAGUGUGGGCCGACGCUGAGAAGCUCUUCAACGAGAAGGUUGCUCUGCUUCCCGAGUCCCUGCGAACCAAGAGAGUUUAA
Messenger RNA from Fusarium pseudograminearum CS3096, 1173 nucleotides. RefSeq lists its product as uncharacterized. The coding region runs from base 1 to 1173 and encodes 390 amino acids. Gene Ontology annotation, molecular function: saccharopine dehydrogenase (NAD+, L-lysine-forming) activity. Gene Ontology annotation, cellular component: cytoplasm. NCBI's taxonomy places the organism in Eukaryota, Fungi, Ascomycota, Sordariomycetes, Hypocreales, Nectriaceae. The record is from RefSeq and is a predicted model, not a curated record. The transcript is spliced from 5 exons.